UUUAUUUUAAGUCAGUGCCACCGGCACCACACUGCAGCCAGGAAUACUCGCUAGCACACACUACACACAUCCGCCACUAAAAAUAGUCCCCAACAAAUGUACUAUUUACUCCUGUAUGAAAACCUUUAAUACUCAGUUGUGUUAGUCUUUUAUAAAAAUGAAAUUACGUAUUUGUCACUUGUUAUUUCAUGGGUAACAAAUAGGUUAUGGCUGAGAGCACAAAGUAUUGUGUUGGAUUAUUUGUUUUGGGGGCUUCUUUGCCCUAAUUUAAUAGUGCAGUUGAAGAUUGACAGAAAAAGGGGAAGCUAGAGAGGGCACAACAUGCAGCACGCUCUAUCAGGUCCACUACCCGGACGCCGCAGAAAGCAUCGUUGACAAUAACCAAAAAGGUAAUAUUGCCAGCCUUAUCUAUAAAAAUGUGAAAAUUAACUCUUGAAAGAAAAAGCUUUGAAAUGCUUUAGUUGGGUUUAGUGGUAAAAGCCUAUACAAGGGUGUUAAUAAUUACUUGCGUGCAAAAACCACAAUGCCCAGGCAACUGACACUACACAUACUUCCCCAUAUGAGAGCAGUUAAUUGUGUGACAAUGACAAAAGAACACUAAUCAAUGAUUGGUUAGUUUAUAUAAUAGCGGUACUACAUUUCAUCAUAAGUUGUCUAGAGAUGCCCAUCCGACAUGACACUGUGUUGGUAAAAUAUAUUCUCUUUAACAGUGGUCUUCUUUUGUUGUUGUGUUUUACAGUUCUUUUUCCUGGCUCAGCCAGUCCUGUAUACCAGGCCCUGCUGAAAAUACCAUCCAACAGUUUUGUCUCCUGCAGCAAUUUCUCUCUCUUCAGUGUGCUUUUUUUUAUUUGAAUGUUGUCAUUGUGUGUCUGUAUUUAAGUCAUGUCCUUUUGUGAAAGAGUUUUUUUGGGGGUGGAUUUACUGUGAAAUGAUUAUAAGGUGUUUAUUUGUAGAAUUUGGCCAACAAUCAGUGUCAUAUUACAAAUAAAGAUGAACAAUUAUUUUGUAAUUGGACUUUGGUAGCGCUGGUUAAUCAAACCAGUCCUCUGCCUAGGUUUGUUCAUGUGAUUGAUGCAGUGGCAGGUAAGGAUACUAGAAUAAUGAUGUAAAGCAGACACGCCACCUACCCUAAAUUCUGCUAUUGUCAUUUAGUAUAUACCACUAUAUGCUCUGACAUUUGUGUUUUUGGUAAGUAAACACUAAUAGCUUGUAUAGUGUUCUUGCCAAAUCCCUAAAAUUCUCUCUGUUGUGUGUAUCUCGAUUUUUCUCUGUGUGCUUUUAGUAGCGAAGCCGCCAGCGUGAGUCGCUUGUUUCAGUAAACGUCUUAAUGAAAAUUGAGGGCUCACCCAACUGGAGAAGCAGCUGUGCUUGCUAACGUUUGGUUCAUGACUUAAAAAACACGUUCAGGCUCUAUUCCAGAUGAGGCUAAAGCUUUGUCACUGUUGGCGCCAGCAAACGCUGUUGCAGGAAUGAUGCCAGGAGGAGGACUUCUUCCAACGCCAAAUCCCAUGUCCAAUCCUAUGGGAGGGAACCCGUUCGGUGUUCCGAACAUGGAUGCAAUGGCUGCGUUUGGAUUCCCAGGACACAACAUGAAUCCCCAGGCUGCUGAUCAGCUGUUAAAGUUCAUGACAGAUCCAAAAAUGAAUCCUUUGGCUGCAGGCUUAAAUAUGAGUGCAACCCUGAAGGCGGACGCAUCUAAUAGAGAAAUCGAAGAGGCCAUGAAGAGAGUCAGAGAGGCCCAGUCGCUCAUUUCUGCUGCAAUUGAACCUGGAAAUAAGGAGAGCAAAAAGAAGCGCUCUCGGACGAGGUCCAGGUCCAGGAAGAGGAAAUCCAGAUCACGUUCAAGACACAGGCGAACCAGAAGCAGAUCAAGGCGACCAUCAAACUCCAGAAGCAGGAAGCGCUCCAAAAGCCCUCGCAGCAGGAGACACACCGAUGGAAAAGACCAAAUCAGGCCAUCUCCAAGCAGAUCCAGAGAUAGAAAGAAAGACGAUUCAGGGAGAAGAAGAUCCAAAACGCCACCUAAAAGCUACAGCACAACCAGGAGGUCACGCAGUGUGGACCGGAGACGCAGGAGAAGUCGAAGCGCCAGCCGAUCUCCUCCUAAAAAGUCUCCUAAAAAGAGGACUCCAUCUCCUCGAAGACACAAGAAAGAAAAGAAAAGGGAUAAGGAAAGGGACAGGGACCGCAAGAGUGAUAAAGAUCACAGUCGCGAGGAACGUGAACGCUCCACCAGCAAGAAAAAGAAAAGUAAAGACAAAGAACGGGAACGGGAGCGGAAAUCAGACGGGGAGAAAGGAGAUGUCAAGAUCACCAGGGAUUAUGAUGAGGAAGAACAAGGCUAUGACAGCGCUAAAGAGAGGGAGGACAGGAAGGAUUCUGACGACUCUGCUUUGUCUCCUCAGUCUGUAGAAGGCAACGGCACAGCGCGGCCUGUGAAGCAGGCCAAAGUUAAUGGAGCGGACGAUCACCAUGAGGAGGACAUGGAUGUCAGCGAUUGAGUAGUGUGUCCCUCUCUCAUUAUCCCUCUGUUUUGUUUGUGAACAUGUUAUGACUUUUUUCUGCACUGGGGUAAAUCUAAAAUGUGAAGUGAGCGAAGAUAUUGAUUUUUCGCACAGAAGACUCGUCAACUCUUUUUUGCAAAAAUGUACAAUGCAGAAUUGUCAUUUUUUGCAAAAAUGUACAAUGCAGAAUUGUCAUUUUUUGCAGGGAGUUUGGCCGAUGACAGUGUCACAUUGCUUUAAAGUACCCUUAUGCUUUUGCCUCUAAGAACAUAGUCUGUUAAAACUGGAAGUAGGCUUACUUUGCUUUUCUUCAGCAUGUGUUGUCAGGUUUUGUCAUAUUUUUCAAAUAUUGUAUCUUUUACAUUUUUUAUUUAGUGUUGUGGUGUGUUCUUAAGGCCUCUUCCCCAUCUUCUCAAAACUUUUCUUGUGAUUUAAAAGUGUUGUUUUAUCAAGGAUUUCUUUUAUAAUAAAGCCUAUUUGGAGAACC
This is a messenger RNA of Etheostoma spectabile (orangethroat darter), 2991 nucleotides long. RefSeq names its product serine/arginine-rich splicing factor 11. Bases 1470 to 2501 code for a protein of 343 amino acids. Lineage: Eukaryota; Metazoa; Chordata; Actinopteri; Perciformes; Percidae. The transcript has 11 exons. Gene Ontology annotation, cellular component: nucleoplasm. The record is from RefSeq and is a predicted model, not a curated record. Gene Ontology annotation, molecular function: RNA binding.